AUGAGCGACUCAGCAAAGAGCAAACAAGCAACAGCACCUGUUCAAGUGCCAGACUUCACGCUGCGCGAUUACAGUAGCUUUUUCCUUGCUGGAGCACUUUGUUGCACUAUAAGUCAUGGUGGACUAACGCCUGUGGAUGUAGUCAAGACACGUAUUCAGAUCGACUCGGCCUACAAGGGCCUCGGAAUUGUCUCUGGAACGCGCUAUGUCAUUGCCAAGGAAGGACCAGCAGCUCUUUUGACCGGAUUUGGACCAACAGCUGUUGGGUAUCUUGCUCAGGGUGGUGCCAAGUUUGCGGGUUACGAAUUCUGGAAGAAGGGCCUUGUUCAAUUCGCGGGUGACCAGGAAACUGCGGUCAAGUAUCGGACUGCGAUAUACCUCGGCGCAGCUAGCAUUGCCGAAUUCUUCGCUGACAUCCUACUCACCCCAUUGGAAGCCACCCGGAUCAGACUAGUAUCUGAGAAAGGGUAUGCCAAUGGUCUGGUCAGUGGUUUCACUCGGAUGGCCCGCGAGGGUGGUGUCCGCGAACUUUACGCGGGGUUUCUUCCAAUUCUAUGCAAACAAAUCCCAUAUGCGAUAGGGCAAUUUACGGUCAACGAAUUUUGCCAUGAACUCGUCUUCAGGUCCAUGUCUGAGGACACGAAACGGAACCUAUCAGGAACAUCCAAAUUUGGCAUUGCUCUAGGCAGUGGUAUCGUCGCGGGCUUUGCAGCAGCAGUACUGAGUCAUCCUGCUGACACAUUACUGAGUCAAAUCAACAAAGGCCAUGGGCCCAGCGGCUCGAUGAUGCAUAGACUCUCUGUUCUAGCACGUGAAGCUGGUAUAAAAGGUCUAUUCGCGGGCCUUGGCCCUCGUAUGGUCAUGACCGCUGGCCUCGUAAGCAGCCAGUUCCUCAUGUAUGGGUCAAUUAAGCAAGCAUUGGGUGCGCCACCGGGUAUCGAGAUCCAUAAAGACUAG
This is a messenger RNA of Mycena indigotica, 957 nucleotides long. RefSeq names its product Mitochondrial carrier. The record is from RefSeq and is a predicted model, not a curated record. The coding region runs from base 1 to 957 and encodes 318 amino acids. Gene Ontology annotation, molecular function: phosphate transmembrane transporter activity. Gene Ontology annotation, biological process: mitochondrial phosphate ion transmembrane transport. Gene Ontology annotation, cellular component: mitochondrial inner membrane. The transcript is spliced from 9 exons. NCBI's taxonomy places the organism in Eukaryota, Fungi, Basidiomycota, Agaricomycetes, Agaricales, Mycenaceae.